AUGAAAUUUUUAAUAAUCUUAAUCACUUUGCUUCUCGAAACUAUUUGCUAUGAUUCGAAAUUUCGUCUGAGUCAUCGAGAAAAUGAAAUUCGAUAUGGUAGUUGUGGUGAACCGAUGGCUGAACCACUUUGGCUUGCAUCAUUAUAUACUCACGAUACAUACGAAACCAAACUGUCUGAAAUGAAGAAACCACCAAAAUCCAGAUAUUCUCAAGUACACACUACUACUCCGAUUGAUAAGAGUCCACUCACUACACAAACCAGCACACAAGUUUCAGUUAACACUUCAUCAGAUUCUAGUAAAACAUCUGAUAAUUCGACAGUUUCUACAGGAACAGCUGUAACUGAAACACCUACGAAGAAACGUGAAAUAACUACUGAAAUUCCACCAACAAAUGCAGUGUUCAUUUCUCAAACACAUGUUCUCACAUCAUCAUCUUGGUUCAUAAAAUGGAAAAAGUCGAAGCAUACAGAAAGAUCAAAGUCAGAUUCAUCGCAGGAGAAAGAGUCAGGAAAGUGGACAUGGAAGUCUGACGAAACGCCUGUCAAUAGCUCAAUUUGUGAAACAGACAGAAGUGCAAACUAUCAUACUAAUGGUAUGAAUUUCCGUGUUUUGGACAGCAGACAACAAUGGAAAAAGGUCGAAGAAAUACAUUUCCUCCGAUACUGUGAGUUCGUAACUAGCCAAGUUGGAUUUUUGACGCUAUUAGUUGUGAAUCGAAGUGUUAUGUCUGUACCAGUUGUAUGUCUUCCAAAAGACAAAAAUAAAAUACGCCUGGAUCGAACAGGAGUGUUUGGAAACGAGAGAGAUCACACCUUUGUCGAUUCGGUGAGGAAAUGAGAAAUGACCAAUGAAGCAUUUUUUUUUUCACAAAUGGUGAAUCAUGCAUAUUCAUUCGAGGAGCUCCGUUAGUUAAACCCGACUCAUUUGAUAUUGAUCGACUUAUUGGAAUUGGAGUUUUAGAAAGCACCGAGACUCUGAAACUGUUUCGAUUUCAUUUGGUUCACGAAUAUAUGGACGAAAUGUGCAAGAUAAUGGGGAUUUGUAGAAGAAAAAUGAGAAUAAUCGGACAUACACCAAAUGCCAAUGACAAAUAUGUGAAAGAAACACAGGAUGAUGAUUAUGUGAAUACAAUUGAAGAACCUGAGAUUUUGGAUUAUAGGAGGCAAAGUUCCAAUUUUUAUAUCAUCUUGAUAUUUGGAUUAGCUUUCUUGGAGUACCUAUUGUGAACUGAAAAUGGACGUUUUAAUAAAUUGUUCAACAAAACCUUCAAA
Molecule: messenger RNA, 1274 nt
Organism: Caenorhabditis elegans
Lineage: Eukaryota; Metazoa; Nematoda; Chromadorea; Rhabditida; Rhabditidae
Exons: 8
Coding region: 1-840 (279 amino acids)
Source: RefSeq, marked reviewed